CCGUAUUCGUCUAUCAGCGUGUCAGGUCGCCCAUUCAGCGAGCCAUCAGGGUUACGCGCACUCGCAGCCGUUCCGGCGCGACUUCGUCGUCGACUUUGCGAGUCCGCGAGCUUCGCCACUCCGAUCACCCUCGGGAGUCCGGGCGGUCGGCGGGACCAGCACGAGACACCCCCCUCGUCGCGGGAUUCGGAGAGUUCCCGUUUUCCCGCGCUCGGGCUUUUCCACGCAGUCGGAGCCCGCUGCACCUGUUAACCCGCCACUUCCGCUCUCGCACAAAUCCGACAGCACAAAUGAUGAAAGGUCGUCAUCAGUUUCGCCGGCGCUUCAGUCUGCAGCCCUCAGCGCACUUGAAGGAGGACGGGCAAGAGGAUGGAACGACGAAGAAUGUCAGGAAUGACAGAUUGUCGGAGUCGGACAGCGGUGGCGGAAAAUCAUCUGAGAGCUCGAUCCGGCACAAGAUCGUCGUGAUGGGCGCGGCAAAGGUCGGCAAAUCGGCGAUAAUUAAUCAGUUCCUUUACGCUACCUUCACGCCCAAGUACAAGCGGACCGUCGAGGAAAUGCAUCACGGGGACUUCAGCGUUUCCGGCAUCCACUUGACCCUUGACAUCCUGGACACGUCCGGCUCGUACGAGUUCCCGGCGAUGAGGGAUCUAUCGAUCAAAUCAGCGGAUGCGUUCGUCUUGGUCUACGACGUUAACGACUCCAGCACAUUUCUCGAAGUGAAGACCCUCAGGGCCCAGAUACUCAGCACGAAAGGCGCUGUCCCGAUCGUGGUCGUUGGUAACAAGAUCGAUCUCGUGGAGGCGGAACAGGAGGUGGAGACCGAGAGCACGAGGGAGCUCGUGACGAUGAAAUGGGAAAACGGCUUCGUCGAGGUAUCUGCGAAGGAAAACCUGAACAUCAGCCAAGUAUUCAAGGAACUCCUUAUCCAGGCCAAGCUCAAGUACAAUUUGAGCCCGGCGUUGCAGCGUCGCCGUCGACAGUCCCUACCACCCCCGCAGCACAUAAAUUCACGCAGCAGCAGCACCCACGUACCCUCCCCGGCGCAGCUGCAGCAUCUGCAACAGAUUCGCGAGCGCUCCGAGUCGAAGAGGAACUCCUGCAUCUUGUCGUAAGACGACCACCCGCUCGACAUCGUCGCGAGGAAUCACCCCGACGAUUCCAGACCAGAUCGAUCGGCGUCUAAUUUCAUACCCGAAAAUCACCCAAGUGUGACGGAUGGUUAAUUGACCCGAAAAGUCGAUAGGAUAAAGGAUUCCAUUGCCCAGACUGCGGACGUGACGUGGACGACAGACUAUGGGUAUUGCGACGAUUGCGAAGGCAGAUACUUGACGCGAAUACUUCGCAUAGAAUGUCGCGAUAAUUCGGUGUUCGUCCAUUAAAUAUAAUACAAGGACGCUCGAGCGAGUCCACAAGAGAUACACGUAUUCGGGAAAGUUUUGCACCCGGUGACGUCGCUUUUGUAAUAUUGAUCGUAUAAUGGAUCUUCCGUGCGAGUAAUUGAAUUUUAAUGGAAUGAUGGACUGUUAUGUUCCAUGAACGAAAGUAUGGAAAGAGAGAAAGGCAGAGAGAAAGAGAUAUUGGAUUAUCGAAUUUGUAUAAAAAUAUUCGGAAUUAGUAUGAAAAUAUGGACAUUAUGGAAUCGAAGAUUUAUCCUACAAGAGUAAUGCCCAAAUCAUUCAAUAUCGUAUCUAAUGUGAGAAAAUAUCAAUACCUUCAUAUCCUAAUUCCUGAUCACGAGAGAUACUCGUGAUUUAUGAUUCUUGGAAUCUUGAAUGUGUUCAAUGAUUAUCAAUAUGGAUUGCAUCUCGUUUGUUCAAGACGUGUUCGCGAAACUUUCCCUGAUGCGUGUGAAAACACUAAUUAAAAAUUUGUCUCAUAUAGAAAUAGUUUAGCAGAAUAAUAUUCUAAAUAUUCGAGUGGAAUAGUAAAGCGCAAGUGUGUCUAACUUUUUAUUUUCGUUCGAUCUACGUGAGCACUUCCGUCAGUUCGAUGGGAAUCGUAGGUGAUCGACAGGAUAAUGCAAGGAGCCGGUAACAGCAAUGUAAGUAACAAAAGAAGUAUCGUGCGUCUUUAAAAAGCAUUACAAUCGCUUUCUUCGACUUUGUGAUAACUGUCUGUUCGGAUAGAUGAACUAUUUCAGAGAGUCAAUUUCUAUUUUACGACAUACCGUGCGCAUUAUUUCGUUUCAUCGAGUACGUGGAGAGAAUAUCUCAUAGAUAUAGAUAUAUAUACACCAAUUCUAUCAAUAAUUUUUACAACUUACCGUAAGCUUCUUCACUUGCUGCGGAUUGACGGAUUGACGAUACCACGAAGCAGUCGAGAAGCCUCGAGUCUUGGCGUGUAACAAAAAAAUCAGAUUGGAAUUGAUUGGGAGAAUUAUAGAUUGAGCAAAAUCUCAAAAAUCUCCUAUCUUCACACUCUAUAAAAUAAAUGUUAGAUUUUGUGAAAUGUUUUGGAAGAAAUUAUGAUCUCCAACUGAUCUCUGAUCGCUGAUCUCCAACAAAUACAACUUCAAAGAUGUAAGAGACGUUUUGUUACUAUACUACUUGCAUUAGGAUAUUUUACUGCAACUUUGUAACAUAAUGAUGUUACAUGCGAUCUUUCUUCUAUAUUAUCUUUCGACUGCGAUCGGAACAAUGAUCUAACGAAAAUGAACCAACUUACUCUUCUAUCGGGUUUAUACGAAUAUGAUAAUAAUAAUACUUCCGAAUUAUAUUAAAUAAUUAUAUAGUUUCAUGCAGGCGCACGUUUCAAUAUCGUCUUUCAGGGUUACUUCGCACUGCCCGGCUUUUAUGAUGGAUUUUACGUAUACAUAUACCGUACAAUUCAAGAACAUAAUGUAAACUUUAUCAAACAAUUACACGAUAAGAAUUAGUUCUUAACCUCAUAUUAUUUCAUAUCAAGACGUAUACUUUGUUGAAAUUUAUUAUCGCGCUAAUUAAUAUAAUUAAUAGCGAAUAUUAUCGCUCUGUUCACUUACAAUAUCAAGAGAACACUGACACACACGAUGAAGAAAGAGGGAACGACGGAAAAUGUCGCAGUAUUACGCACGAGCAACUAGAUAUACAUUUCUGCGUAUUUAUAUAUGAUCGUACAUAUAAUCUUCUAUUAAGAAGACCAAAGAGCAAAAUGUAUUCUAUGUAUGGCGAGAUAUUUUUCAAGUCAGCAUGCUAUAACAAAUACGCGAGAUAACUAUAAAAAUCUGUACCUCGAACUCGUGUAACAAGUGCAAAUCUGUAUCAUAUUUCGCGUGUCGUGGGGCACUCUAAUAUAGCGAAACGUUUCCUCAGCUCCUGUUCAUACUAAAAUCUCAGAAGAGAAACUUUUAUGUAAAUACUGUCGAUAUGAGUUGCACCUUACUUUCAAACUAGAGUAUUGUAGAGUACAUGUUCCUUUUCUAAAACGUAUUUGAUAAAUGCGGCAUUGCGCGGGUAGUUUAAACUUGAACCAAGAUGUAACCAAGCCGUAAGCACAUCGCGAAAUGAAUUCCGGCUUGAAUUUGAACUACCCUUGUGUCUCACAUGCAUUCUACAAAUUGCCGCUUAUUUUAAGUGAGAAUCUGAGAAUUAUAUAUCUGGUAGUUUGCUAGAUAGCUGGUAAAAUUAAUAUUCGUGCCGUACAUUCCCAAGUCUUACGGAGCGCUAUCGAAAUAGAUUGCGUAUAAGGGAUGAUGUAACGAAGUGCUUGUUAAUAUGUACAUUUACGUAAGUGCGUGUUAGAUAUAACGUAUAUACAUUUGUCUCGUACGCUGUUCUCCUCGUCCUGUAGAUGUGCAGGUGAAUUCAAUAUUAUUUUUAAUACUGUUCACUGCGGAAAAAAAUAUAUGGUUAAUCGAUGUUUAUUGUAAAUAGAGAGAUCUCAUCUCAUAUUCUUUAUAGGAAAAUAUAGUAAACGGAUACAGUCGACAACUUAAAUGACGUUUGAUCGUUUCGUUUAUUUAAAAUGUACAAAUUAAACAAUUGUUUUUUUAUCUCUCUCACGUGUGUCUUUGAGGCUGCAUUCAUGAAGAAAACCGCGCUCUUAAAAUACGUACGUCGCAAAAAUUGUAUGUCGACCGCAUUUCACGUUUAGCAGUAUCAAAUGUUUAUGUAAAUAAAGUAAUCUUAUGUGACG
Messenger RNA from Ooceraea biroi (clonal raider ant), 4116 nucleotides. RefSeq names its product ras-related protein Rap1. The record is from RefSeq and is a predicted model, not a curated record. Gene Ontology annotation, molecular function: GTPase activity; GTP binding. Lineage: Eukaryota; Metazoa; Arthropoda; Insecta; Hymenoptera; Formicidae.